AUGGCUAAAAGUAUGCAAGAAGAGGCAACAUGUCCUGUUUGUCUGGAUUUUUUCUGCAACCCCAUUUCUCUCUCCUGUGCACAUACCUUCUGUUUUAAGUGCAUUCAAAAUUGGAUGCUAGAAACGGAGGGUUUCAAAUUGGCCUGCCCCCUGUGUCGAGAAAGUCUGCACAUAAGUGAUGAAAUCCUGAAGUUCCAAGAGUAUAUGACCCUGGAUGCUGCCACCGCCAACUCCUUCCUUGUCCUCUCUCACGACCUAAGGAGCGUUCAGUGUGGGAAGAUCCGCCACCACCUAAUGGAAGGUCCUGAGAGAUUCACCUACAUGGCCUGUGUCCUGGGCACCCCCCACUUCUCCUCUGGCUGCCAUUAUUGGGAGGUAGAAGUGGGGAAGGGCAAGGAGUGGGCUUUAGGCAUUUGCAAGGAAUCUGUGAACAGAAAGGAGAGGUGCAGUUUAUCCUCUGAGCUUGGCUUCUGGAUCAUCAGCGUGGAGGGAAAUGCUAUUUCCUGUAGCUCCUCCCCACAGACCAGAAUUUCUGCAAGCCCUGACCUUGACAGCGUGGGAAUUUUCAUAGAUGCCGAGAUGGAAGAAAUCAAGUUUUUUGAUGUUCGAAAUGAUGCCCUCAUCUGUACAAACAGUCAACUCUCCUCUUUGGAGACUUUGCGUCCAUUCUUCUGUCCUGAGUUGCCUGGAGAUGUGACAGUGGUGCCCCCUUGA
Molecule: messenger RNA, 714 nt
Organism: Choloepus didactylus (southern two-toed sloth)
Lineage: Eukaryota; Metazoa; Chordata; Mammalia; Pilosa; Megalonychidae
Gene: RFPL4B
Product: ret finger protein like 4B
Exons: 2
Coding region: 1-714 (237 amino acids)
Molecular function (GO): protein binding
Source: RefSeq, a predicted model, not a curated record